UUGCGCGCCAAGUCAGUGGAAAAGGAGGCGACUGUCGCGCAGAGGCAUAAACAGCGCAGAUCACGUUCCGAGUUUCUUGCUCUCUCUCUCUCUCUCUCUCCAAUAUCUCUGGAUUCUUUUAUUCCCACCGACUCUGACCAUUCAAUUUCAAUACGUUACAUUGGAAACUAAGCCACGCCUCUCUCUCUCUCUGUUAAGCUUUUGCCGAUUCAUAAAUAUUUGCCGUAAUCGUUGGGCACCUCUACAACUCAGGCGGCGAUACACAGACCUGCUUUUGCAGCAAACAAAAUGGCAACCCGCAGUUUCUACACCAGAGUUUCCAGACUUUUCCAGGACCAUCCUUCCUUCUCUAGGCUCCUUGUUCUUGUCACCAUCAGUGGGGGUAGCCUUGUAGCAUAUGCUGAUGCUAGUCCAAUAAAUGUUGCACCCAGCACCAGCAUUGCAUCAUUUAAAGCGGACGUCGAUGAAAAAAAGAAGAAGGUGGUAGUACUUGGAACUGGUUGGGCCGGAACAAGUUUCUUGAAGAACAUUAAAGAUGCCUCAUAUGAGAUUCAAGUGAUAUCCCCUCGUAAUUACUUUGCAUUCACCCCAUUAUUGCCAAGUGUUACAUGUGGUACAGUGGAAGCCCGCAGCAUUGUUGAACCGAUUCGCAACAUUGUGAGGAAGAAAGGGGUAGACAUCAUAUUCAAUGAAGCGGAAUGUUACAAGAUUGAUGCUGAAAAUAGAAAGCUCUAUUGUCGAUCUAAUGCAAAUAACAAUCUGAAUGGGAAAAAGGAAUUUGUUGUGGACUACGACUACCUAGUGAUAGCUGUGGGAGCACAAGUUAAUACUUUCAAUACUCCUGGUGUCGUGGAGAAUUGCCACUUCUUGAAGGAAGUGGAAGAUGCUCAGAGAAUACGAAGAACUGUAAUUGAUUGCUUUGAGAGGGCAAGUCUACCUACCCUUAAUGAAGAAGAUAGAAAGAGAAUUCUUCACUUUGCUGUUGUUGGUGGUGGCCCAACUGGUGUGGAAUUCGCUGCAGAACUUCAUGAUUUUGUCAAUGAAGACUUGGUCAAAUUAUAUCCUGGACUAAAAGAUUUUGUAAAAAUUACUCUUCUCGAGGCAGGGGAUCAUAUUUUGAACAUGUUCGACAAAAGAAUUACAACUUUUGCUGAAGAAAAAUUCCGAAGAGAUGGUAUUGAUGUUAAGACAGGAUCAAUUGUGAUCAAGGUAACUGAUAAAGAGAUUUCUACCAAAGAAAUGAAGAGUGGAGAAGUAUCUUCCAUGCCCUAUGGCAUGACAGUAUGGUCAACCGGUAUUGGAACUCGUCCAAUCAUAAAGGACUUUAUGACACAGAUUGGUCAGGUUAACAGGCGUGCUUUAGCAACCGAUGAAUGGCUUCGAGUUGAGGGAUGUGACAAUGUAUAUGCAAUUGGUGAUAGUGCCACCAUAAAUCAGCGAAGAGUCAUGGAAGAUAUUGCAGCAAUUUUUAGCAAGGCAGACAAAGACAAUUCUGGGACACUAACUGUAAAAGAAUUUCAAGAAGUCAUUAAUGACAUAUGUGAAAGAUAUCCCCAGGUGGAGCUGUAUUUGAAGAAUAAGCAGAUGCACAACAUCGUUGAUCUUUUGAAAGGAUCCAAAGGGGAUGUGGCAAAGGAGUCCAUCGAAUUAAACAUUGAAGAGUUUAAAUUAGCUCUUUCCCAAGUCGAUUCUCAAAUGAAAAAUCUUCCUGCCACCGCACAGGUGGCUGCCCAGCAAGGUGCAUAUCUUGCCAAAUGUUUUAACCGCAUGGAAGAGUGCGAACAAAAUCCUGAAGGUCCUCUUAGGUUUAGGGGAACAGGACGCCACCGUUUUCGGCCCUUUAGGUACAAACAUCUUGGACAAUUUGCACCGUUGGGAGGAGAACAAACGGCUGCACAACUUCCUGGGGAUUGGGUGUCCAUUGGCCACAGCUCUCAGUGGCUCUGGUACUCUGUCUAUGCAAGUAAGCAAGUUAGUUGGCGGACAAGGGCAUUAGUGGUUACAGAUUGGACGAGACGUUUCGUUUUUGGCAGGGAUUCGAGUCGCAUAUGAAUCAACCCAAGACCGGGAGUUGGUAUUUUAGUUUGAAGAUGAAGGAUGGUUGGCUGCUCAAGUUUAAAGCAAGUGCAGCAUUGCGAGUUAAUGAUACACACAAAGUUUAGUUUACUUUAUUCAUCAAGGAAAAUACAUAAAUCUCGGCAGAGUGACCAAUAUAGUUGGUACAAUAAUUUUGGUCAUAUUCGUCCGAUGAAUUUGUUAGUUCAUUGUGGUCAGCAGUGAGCUUUUUUGUCAAUGCUUCUUCCCCCUCCUCCGCGGCUUAAGAUGUGAAUUCUUGUUUUGAGUUUGAGCAUAUUAUGAUUUAUUGAUACAAAGGCCAGAGUUGAUGCAAAUUUAUCUCUCUCCCGAUAAUUAUGAUAUUGUUCUCAACCUAUCAAGUUUAGUACGACCUCCAAGCAAAGGUUGUUGGCUAAAUAAAUGUUUAUAAAAUUAAUCUCAAA
Momordica charantia (bitter melon) is the source of this 2498-nucleotide messenger RNA. It is a transcript of the gene NDB3, whose product is annotated as NAD(P)H dehydrogenase B3. Gene Ontology annotation, molecular function: NADH dehydrogenase activity; calcium ion binding. The record is from RefSeq and is a predicted model, not a curated record. Gene Ontology annotation, cellular component: mitochondrion. Lineage: Eukaryota; Viridiplantae; Streptophyta; Magnoliopsida; Cucurbitales; Cucurbitaceae.